Molecule: messenger RNA, 2162 nt
Organism: Haliotis rubra (blacklip abalone)
Lineage: Eukaryota; Metazoa; Mollusca; Gastropoda; Lepetellida; Haliotidae
Product: protein draper-like
Exons: 15
Coding region: 363-2162 (599 amino acids)
Molecular function (GO): scavenger receptor activity
Source: RefSeq, a predicted model, not a curated record
UGUACAGAUAACAUUUUACCUUCCUGUUUAUGUGCUGGACAAAGGCCACGCUAGUAUUUAGGUUUCUAAAUGAUGGGACUGAUGAAUGUAUGGUACUCUCUGUGGAUUUUCCCCAUUGUAGUCAUCGUGUGCCGUGAUCAACAUUUACCUCCUCAUACAGUAAAUGUGGCCCUUAACAAGACUGCAACACAACAUGGGGAAUUCAAUGAUACACAGUGGUGCGACAAGGACUAGGUCAGGUAUGUGGUAUCAAACCCGCAAACCUGGCUGUAGACGGGAACACAGACAGACAGUUCUGGAGAGGUUCCUGUGCUAACCCCGAUGAAGUACCCACACCCUGGUGGCAGGUGGACCUGGGUCACAUGUACAACAUCUCCUGGAUCAGGAUCUACACCAGGGCACAGCAUGAAUACCGUAUGAACUCAACGAUACUAACAGUGGGGAACAGGACCUGUUAUAAACAUCCCGCUAAACAUGUGGAACCGGUGAUGAACAUCAGAUGUGCCAAUGUGACGAAAGGACAAACAGUUAACAUCAGUCUUACAUCUGGUAAACAGCUAAGUCUGUGUGAAGUGCAAGUACUGAUGUGUGAGGACCAUUGGUUCGGCGUCAACUGCACCAACCAGUGCCAUUGUGUGAACAACGCCACCUGUGACAAGACCACCGGAUACUGCAACAGCGGAUGUGUGGCUGGAUUUACAGGAAAUGACUGUCUGACAGAGUGUGAUGACUAUACGUUUGGGAGCAACUGUGCUGAGAAGUGUCACUGUAAGGACAACACUACAUGUAACAAGACAACAGGCUUCUGUCAGGGCGGAUGUGCGCCAGGAUGGACGAAGGCCGACUGUCAGACAGAGUGCAGUAACAACACGUAUGGACUCAACUGUAGACAGAAGUGUCACUGUCUGAACAACACGACAUGUAACAAGACAACAGGCUACUGUCAGAGUGGGUGUGCAGCAGGAUGGAAGGGAGGCAACUGUCAGACAGAGUGCCCUGACUUCACGUUCGGUUAUAAGUGUUCCCACCAGUGUCACUGCCAGGACAACGCUACAUGUAACAAGACAUCAGGCUACUGUCAGCGAGGAUGUGCAGCAGGAUGGAAGGGCGAUGACUGCCAGACAGAGUGCACAAACAACACCUUUGGUGUCACUUGUUCACAACGGUGUCACUGUAAGGACAACGUCAUAUGUGACAAAACAUCUGGCAUCUGUCAGGGUGGAUGUGCUCCUGGAUGGAUGGAGGACAACUGUCAGACAGAGUGUAACAACUACACGUUUGGUGUCAACUGUUCCGAACAGUGUCACUGUAAGGACAACGCCAUAUGUGACAAGGCAACGGGCCACUGUCGGAGUGGGUGUGCGGCAGGAUUGAAGGGUGAUGACUGCCAGACAGAGUGUGGUAACUACACGUUUGGGAUCAACUGCUCUGAGAAGUGUCACUGUAAGAACAACACCAUAUGUCACAAGACAGGCUACUGUCAGGGCGGAUGUGCGGCAGGGUGGAAGGGAGGCAACUGUCAGACAGAGUGCAGUAGCAACACCUAUGGAUUCAACUGUACACAGACGUGUCACUGUGAGGACAACGCUACCUGUAACAAGGCAACAGGCUACUGUCAGAGUGGGUGUGCGGCAGGAUGGAAGGGCGAUGACUGCCAGACAGAGUGCAAGAACUACACCUUUGGUAUCAACUGUUCCCAAAGGUGUCAUUGUAUGGACAACGUUAUAUGUAACAAGACAACAGGCUACUGUCAGGGAGGUUGUGCGGCAGGAUGGUCGGAGGGCAACUGUCAGACAGGUUGUAGAAACAACACGUAUGGUCUCAACUGCUCCAAGCAAUGUCACUGUGAGGAUAACACAACAUGUAACAAGACCUUAGGUUUCUGCCAGGGCGAUUGUGCAGCAGGAUGGAUCGGCAAUGACUGCCAGACAGCGUGCAGUAACUCCACAUAUGGCACCGAAUGUAAGAAGACAUGCCACUGUAAGACCAGUGGAGUUUGUGAGAAGACGACAGGACAUUGUGAGGGCGGAUGUGCAGAUGGGUGGACAGGAGAGAGCUGUCAAGGCCCUGAGUCGGCUCUUAACAUAGCAGUGAUAGGUGGGGGUGUCGGCGGAGCAAUAGCCAUUCUGGUAGUGAUUGCAGGAGUUAUUAUUUACAGGUGA